Plutella xylostella (diamondback moth) is the source of this 1795-nucleotide messenger RNA. Its product is annotated as UDP-glucosyltransferase 2. Gene Ontology annotation, molecular function: UDP-glycosyltransferase activity. The record is from RefSeq and is a predicted model, not a curated record. NCBI's taxonomy places the organism in Eukaryota, Metazoa, Arthropoda, Insecta, Lepidoptera, Plutellidae.
GUGAAAACCAUGUGCUCUCAAAAACGAUAAAUAAUGAUUAUUCAGAUUAGAUAAUUUUUACGGAACAGGUGCUGUUUACUAGUUCGUAAGUAGACGAAACGUGUUGCAGAUAUUUACGUGUCUUAGUAACAUUAUCAAUAGAAUUUUGAUAAAAUUAUGAAUAGUAGUUUCUAAAGUGUAUUUCUUUCAGCGCCGUUUGUACAUCAAACAUUAUUAAAAUAAUGAUUUUACGCGUGUGUUUUGUGGCUUUAGCCAUAUUGGCUACUAGUGUAAAUUCUGCUCGAAUUUUAGCAAUAUAUCCUGUUGCAUCAGUAAGUCAUCAAGUAGUUUUUCGCGCUUUGACAUUAGAACUGGCAAAAAGGGGGCAUGAGCUUGUUGUUUUCACUCCAAACCCAGCGCUUCCUAAAGACCGGCCAAAGGACAAUGUCACUGAAAUUGAUAUGAGCGAAUCUUACCAGUUAUUUUUUAAAUUAUUUAUGCAUGCAUUCGAGCCAGUCAGAGGAGUUAUAUUCCCUGCUAAACAGAUGUCGGAAUAUGAAUCGCUCAAAAUGAUGAUUGCGUUCGUCGAAGAAGUAUAUAAGAUGGAAGAAUUCAAAAAGAUUAUAAGUGACAAGACUCAGAAGUUUGAUCUGAUUAUGGCCGAGGCACUUUUUGUGUCUCCGUUGAUGCUUUCCAAAAUCUUCGAUGCCCCUACUAUUUGGUUCAGUAGCUUCUAUGGUAGUCCCAAUGCUUACGAAACUGUUGGUGCCCCAGGACACCCUAUGUUGUAUCCAAACUAUUUCAGAGGAAAAUUUGUUAAUCUCUCACUAUGGGAUAAAAUUUACGAAACAUACCUAGAAUUUCAAUUCUGGUACAACACUCGCCGGGUGUUGUCCUAUGAAGAAUCACUUGUAAAGAAAUAUUUCGGUGAAGAAGCGCCAAGUAUUGAUGAAUUGAAAAACAAUGUGGAUCUGUUGUUUGUGAAUGCAAAUCCUAUUUUUGAGGGAAAUCGACCAGUUCCUCCUAAUGUGAUUUAUCUAGGAGCUCUUCAUAUGCAGCCCUUAAAAGAACUACCAAGUGACUUAAAAACCUUUUUAGACAAUUCAAAGCGAGGUGUUGUUUAUGUGAGUUUGGGAACUAAUGUGCGUUUUGAAACCAUGGAACCAUCUUUGAUUGAUGUGUUUGUUAAGGCUUUCGAGGCCAUGCCAUACGAUAUUUUGUGGAAAUUCGACGGUCAAAACAUUCCGAAUGCACCCAAAAACGUUAAAAUACAAAAAUGGUUUCCGCAAAGAGAUUUACUGACGCAUCCAAACAUUAAAGCGUUUGUGACGCAGGGGGGCCUGCAAUCAACAGACGAAGCUAUAGAAGCAGGAGUGCCAUUCGUUGGUCUUCCAGCCCUAGGGGAUCAGUACUUCAACACAGACCAGUAUGUCAGACUUGGUAUCGGUAUCAGACUAAACUUUGAGACCUUGAAACCCGAGGAACUGGUCAAUGGCGUCAACACGGUUGUCAACGAUAAGAGCUACCGUGAAAACGUAAAGAAGCUAGGAGUCUUGAUGCGGGAUCAGCCACAGACACCACUGGAAAGGGCAGUGUGGUGGACAGAAUACGUGCUGAGGAAUAAAGGAGCCAAACACUUGAGGUCACCAGCGGCCAAUAUAUCCUGGUCUGAAUACCUCAUGCUGGAUGUGGUAGCCGCCUUGGCUACCGCAGUUCUGCUAUUUUUGGCAGCAGUGGGAAUAGUUUGGCGGACUGUUAGCAAGAUUUUUCGUAAAAAUGUUAAGGUGAAUAAGAAUAAAAAAGAGUAAAUCGUGAA